Anolis carolinensis (green anole) is the source of this 2948-nucleotide messenger RNA. RefSeq names its product multiciliate differentiation and DNA synthesis associated cell cycle protein (gene mcidas). Lineage: Eukaryota; Metazoa; Chordata; Lepidosauria; Squamata; Anolidae. Gene Ontology annotation, biological process: negative regulation of cell cycle; negative regulation of DNA replication. Gene Ontology annotation, cellular component: nucleus. The coding region runs from base 67 to 957 and encodes 296 amino acids. The record is from RefSeq and is a predicted model, not a curated record. The transcript is spliced from 5 exons.
UUGAAAGCUCCAGUCUGUUCUGACUUUUCUGCAGGGAUCUCUCCUUGGCUGGCUGCUGCCUUCUUGAUGGGCUCCUGUGCCAUGGCGCUGCAAGCUUGCAGCUUCCCUCGCCUGGCUUGGCCCAUUGAUAUCCAGAGCGUUUGCUUGCAGCCUGAGCCGGAAUUUGAUUUCCAAGAGUUUCGCGAUGCCGUGGAUAGCUUCAUAUCAGAUUCUUCCUCGCUGAUGCCUCCUCUGAUAGACUCUGAUGAUUUCUCUUUUCCUGUGGAUGAUGAUGGCCCAUUCAGCCCUUGCCUCCAGCAGCCUUCUCAGGUUGAUCCUGCUUCACAGACAAAUAGAGAAAACAUCUCUUCUACUGAGCAGUACUGGAAGGAUUUGGCCGAUCAUAACCAGAAAGCACUAGGGAAUGCACUUGUAGAAAACAAUCAGCUUCAAGUGACCCUGACCCAAAAGCAGGAAGAGAUUGCUUCCUUGAAAGAAAAUAAUAUCCAGCUGAAGGAACUGGCCAGCCAAGCAAAACAGCUUGCCUCUGUGCUGGAUAAGCUGAUGAUUCCCCAGUGCAAAGACAGCCCAGAUGUUUUGCUCACCAACGGCCCCAACAAGAGAAGCCUCCCGCAUGUUUCUGUUGCUGAGCAAGAAGGUGCCAUGGAAGUGAACGAAAUUUUGCGAGAGAUAUCCGACAAAUGCAAUGCAGCCCUGCAGUCCAUUGAGGACAGAAGCCCGAAGCGCCCUCGUGGGGAGAAUGAAGCCAUCCACAUGUAUGGAUCCUUCCAGGGAUUACAGACACGCAGCAGCCACAGCUCCCUGGACUUGAGUGGCAGCGAACUGGAGGAAGGGGUCUCUUUCAGGACAUCCAUCCAAGAGCAUUGUAAUAUCCGGACGCUGGCUUUUCCUCAAGGCAAUGCAUUUACUGUCAGGACAGCUACUGGGGGUUAUAAAUUCAGAUGGGUACCUAGCUGAUUUAAGGACCAAGCAAUCAGCUAACUACACUUGCCUCACUUUCCAGCUACUUCUUCCCAAAUCUCCACGAAUGCCUGGGAUAAGAGCUGCCAAGGCAUCUCAUGUUGUGUACUACUUAUUGACAAGUUACAGAUAAUUGGAUGAAAGCUAAAGCUUUAGAAAAAGAGCUGUCUGGCUUAGGAUCAUAAGAUGCUGCCUUAUGUUAUAUCAGCCCAUUGGUUCAUUUAAGACUCCCAUUGUCAGCUCCAACUGGCAACAAUUCCUUGGGAUUUCAAACAGGGGGUUUGGAGAUCCUAUGGAUUGAACCUGGCAACAUAUGCAGGCAGAGCAUGUAAUGGAAUGAGAUAACAGCAACAUUUUCUAUGUGGAGCUCUUUUUUCUGGUGGUUAAUGAGAAGAGAAUGAAUGUAUUAGUGGAGAAAACAAAGAAGGGGGGUAGCCUUUCUUAUAAGUCAUCUUGUUUUAAAUGUUUAUAUAGAUAUGACUCAGACUAUUUUAUUAUUAAAAUGGAUCAAAUUUUAAAUGGUACAGGUUUUUUGCUAUCUGUAUUCUAUUAAAAUAUUUUUAAAAUAUUAAUAUUAAUAUUAAUAUUUUUAAAAUAUAAAUCUGGGAGACUAAGAUGCUGCUCUAUGUCCAAUUGUAAUGAUACCAGAAAGUUUACAAAACUGUGCUAUGUACACUGUUGUGUGUUACACUUAUGCUAUUCUAUAAUAUUUGUGUGUACAGUUGUCCCUCCACAUUUGUGGGUUUAACUUUUAUAGAGUUGAUUAUUUGUGGGUUCAAUUAAUAUCUUCUUCUGGAAAUUUCUAGGUCCUCCAAGGCUCUUCUAUGACCAACUUCCUCCAACCAGAAGUUGACCAUAGAGCCAUGCUGGAUGACUUAGAGAUUCAUAGAAAGUGUUUGCUUAGAUUUAAAAAAUGUUUUUUAAAAUUGGAUGGUUUAUUGUAUUGGCUAGUUUUUAUUACUAAACUGGAACAAGGAUAGUAAUUGGUUUGCAUCAUUGUAUUCACACCUCAUUGAAACUUGAAUGAGAUUGAGCAGAAGCAUCCAAGUGUUCGUAUGGCGAUGCUUUUAAUUUCUCCUCUCCUUUCUGGGCCACAGACCUCAUGUACAGAUGUAGAAGUGCUUUCGAAUGAAUUAUACCAGCAGUCCAUCUAUCUUGUAUACUUUGUAAGUGGCCCCUUGGGAAACAUAUAUUCAACCACUGACCUAUGUAGAAAUAUUUCAUGUAGCAUAUAUAAUUUAUGUUAGAUGCUUAUGUCACAAUAGUGCAAUUGAUGGUGUAGAAUCUGGCUUGGUUUUUGUUGAUUUUUUAAACUGACACUUAUUAGAAGGAAGAUAACAAUGAAGGAGUAAAUGCUGUACUGACAUACCUCAGUUAAUGAUGUCUGUGUGUUCCUGGGCAUUCGUUUUUUAACAGAAAAUUUGGUAUCAGAGAUAAAAAAAAAACAAAAUGGAAAGAAUGGGGAUAGGUUAUUAUACCAGAAAAAAGAGUAGUUCAACGUGUUUCAGCAAUUUUUAUAUCUAAACUUAACAUGCUCAAGUGAAAUGAAAUGAUCAGAUCAGGGAAUAUUUAUAUCAGUAACCAUUUUUUUGAACCACUUAGAGAUAAAUUGAAAGUUCUCCCAAAAUUCAUCCAGGGAUGAUUUUUUUUCCAUUUACCAGUCUCCACUCUUCAUUUUGGUAUAUUUGAAAAGAUCUAUGCUUCUUUAAUAUGUUGCAAUCCAUCACUGAAAGGCUCCUCCACCAUCUUCUCAGUGUUGAUGCUGCUAAAAGAAGUCUAGUUAGAGAACAAGGACUAAAAACAACUUUUGCAAAAAGGAGCUUCUUUGUCAGCAGCUUAAUUAACUGAGGUGUGCCUGCACUGCAGACAUUAAAUUAUGAAGACACAAACUCAUUUUUGUUACAUUUUUGCUGUGUUUAAAAUAAUUUUAUAUAAAUUACUGUGAAAAUUUAAGCACUUUAAAAUAAUAAAACUACUUGUGUUGGCAA